AAUCCUUCAUAGAGCCUAUAUUAUAUCCCCAUCGUCAAAUCUCGAAUCUCCUUAUUUCGAGGGCGUUAGGGUUUGGUUUGCCUGUUCAAGUUCAACCACUGAUCGAGCAAUGGCGCUGAGACAAUUCUACAACGAGAUUAAGGGGAUGAAGGUGAAGGAGGUGCCCGAACAUAUUAAGCCCAUGUUUUCGAUCGGAUAUGUUAAGCAGGCGAUACAGAGGGGCUUGGACAAUUACCACGCUAAAUACAUCCAGACCAGCUCAGUCGAUCCUCUCUUUCAUGUCUGCAUUGGUGGCAUGAUCUUCUCCUACCUUCUCGCUCUCCCAGAGGAGCGUCGGCACCUCGAGCACAAGCAGCACGCCGCGGAGCACGGUGGCAAGCACUGAUUCCUACUCGGAUCUAUGGUGAGCAUCUCUUCCUUUCAGUUGAUGACGAAUGGGUUUUUUUUUUUUUUUUUUUAAAUGUUCUUUUUGGCAUUUCUGGGACAUGUAGGCAGAAAUCAGACUAUCGUUGCCAUUGUGUUCUGGCACUUAAUUGAUAAAAUAAGACGCACUUGACCGUGAUGAACAGUAUCAGGCUGUUAUUAUUACUUGUGUUAUUUGCUGUUGAAUGAAUUGAAAACAGGUUUGUUUUGGUUGCU
This is a messenger RNA of Tripterygium wilfordii, 639 nucleotides long. RefSeq lists its product as uncharacterized. The record is from RefSeq and is a predicted model, not a curated record. The coding region runs from base 110 to 385 and encodes 91 amino acids. The transcript has 2 exons. Lineage: Eukaryota; Viridiplantae; Streptophyta; Magnoliopsida; Celastrales; Celastraceae.